This is a messenger RNA of Phascolarctos cinereus (koala), 2289 nucleotides long. RefSeq names its product keratin associated protein 16-1 (gene KRTAP16-1). The record is from RefSeq and is a predicted model, not a curated record. Gene Ontology annotation, cellular component: keratin filament. NCBI's taxonomy places the organism in Eukaryota, Metazoa, Chordata, Mammalia, Diprotodontia, Phascolarctidae.
UAUAGCUCAUUUGACACAAAAGUCAGAGACUAGCUGUUGCCAAACAAAUUGUAGUAUCGAGGAGCUCAGAUCUAUCUGUCUAGUAUCAUAGAGUCAUAGUUGGACGGUUUUACAGAGGCCAUUUAGUCCAACCACCACAAGCAAUAUUUUUCUCCACAGGAAUAAAUUGGGACAUUCCGGAAACAGAGAAUUUGUAAAAAUAUUGGAACUUAUUAUAUAUCUAUGUAUACAUAUGUAGACAUGAUAACAGGCUAGUUAAACCAGCCCCAUAAAACAAAGGGCCCCAUGGAGAUCCCCCAAAUAUAAGAACAUACAUUUAGCAAGAAAAUAAACAGAAACAUUUUAAUAAGGAGACAAGCAACUGUUCUGCAAACAAAAAACAUUCUAAUAAGAUGUUUCUGUGUAAACUGAUCCAAACAACAACAAGGAAAGGAUGUCACGUCCUGAGGAAGCACCCAUGACUUAGGGGAUAUAAAAACUCCAGGGCACAAGGCAAUGUUCAGACUUGGGUAACUCCCUCCCUGCAGCUUAGAGACUUACAGAAAUAAGUAGCUCCAAGAUGUCUGGCAGCUGCUGUUCUGGGACUUGUGCCAUGGUUCCAACCAUCUCUAUCUGCUCAUCAGAGGUGAGCUGUGAAAGUCCCACCAUCUGCCUGGCCACUUCCUGCCCAAGUCCAACAUGGCAGCUAGUUAGUUGUGAAGAACCAUGCAGCACAUCCUCAAGCUGUGCCCCAAGUUGCUGUGAAUCCUCUUGUUGUGAGCCCAGCUGCUGCCAGCCAGUCUGCUGUGAGCCCACUCCAUGUGAACCAUCCUGUUGUGAGCCCAGCUGCUGCCAGUCCAUCUGCUCUGUGCCCACUUGCUGCCAACCAGUCUGCUCUGUACAAGCUUGUUGCCAGCCUGUUUGCUGUGAGACCAGUACUUGUGAGCCAUCUUGCUCUGUGUCCACUUGCUGCCAACCAGUCUGUUCUGUACAAGCUUGCUGCCAGCCCAUUUGCUGUAAGACGAGUUCUUGUGAGCCAUCUUGCUCUGUGCCGACUUGCUGCCAAACAGUCUGCUCUGUGCCUGCUUGCUACCCACCCAUAUGCUCUGAGUCCAGUUGCUGCCAGCCAGCUUCUUGUGUGACACUGGUCUGUGAACCUGUCUGCCAUCGUACCAUCUGCUGCCUACCCAGUCCUUGUGAGUCAACUUGUGUAGCCCAAGAGCCUUCCUGUUGUAUUCCCAGCAUCUGCCCAUCAGCCUGCUGUCAACCCACCCCUUGCCAACAAAGUGUCUGCCUGCCCAGUCCAUGUCAACCAUCUUGCUAUGUAGUAAGACGCUGCCAGUCAAUUUGCUGUGAACCCAUUUCCUGCAGACCAACUUGUGUGCCAACUUCCUGCAGACCAACCUCCUGCCAACCACUCUGCUGCCAGCCGGGGUCUUCUGCCUCUGUUGUCUGCCGGCCAGCUUGCUCCCGACCCACUUUCUAUGUGCCCAGUUCCUGUAGGCCACCUUGCAUUGCCUCUACUUCCUACCGCCCCACUUGUUACCGUCCCAUCUGUUCCUCUCCUCUGAGCUGCAGACAGCCUUACUUGACUUCUCUUUAUCGCCCAAGUUGCUACCGCCCAAGCUACUCCCUACCCUUUCUGCGCAGACCAGCCUGUGUCACCUCCGUUGCUUCUCGGCCGGCAUGCUGUCAGCCGGUUUGCUCCGAGCCAAGCUCCCCUUGUAAGCCGACUUGUGAAAAGUGCACUUCCAGUCAGCCAGAUGGUUCUGAGUCCACUCCCUGCAAACCAGCUGGCUCAGAGGCUAGUCCUAGUGAGCCGACAUGCUCAGUGACCACUUCCUGCACUCCCACCAGCCCAACCACCUGCGAGUCAGCUGCUGGCAAAGCAGAGGACGGCAAAUCAUCUGGCUGCUGCUCUAGAUCCUGCAGAUCCAGGCAUUAGGAAACAAGGUUCAUCUAUGAAGACAAAAGCCUCUGGCCCCACAAAGGUUGGGUGAAUAGUUAGGGCAUUUCUGAACCCCACCUCCAUCCCUUACCCUAUUCUGCUUAUGCCAUAACAGCUCUGUAUGUGAUUUAACACUCAAGAUGAAGACCCAGUUAGGAAUGGAAACAAGUGCAUCUGGUAUCCUUGUUAGAGGCUGCUAUCAAACUAUGGAGAGGUGAAUGGUGUCUCUUGUCUCCUGGCCCAUCCUUUUCAUUUCAGAAGCUUCUUCUGGUCUGCAUGGGUCCCUUGAAGCCUGUUUCCUGUAUUUCAGGUCCAUGAUGUUCUUUUAGAUAUAAGAAAUUUCUCUUGUUUUCAAAUAAAAU